Messenger RNA from Rotaria sp. Silwood1, 1506 nucleotides. The record is from the annotation of a GenBank genome assembly. NCBI's taxonomy places the organism in Eukaryota, Metazoa, Rotifera, Eurotatoria, Philodinida, Philodinidae.
AUGGAAUCUAUCAACAUAUCCGUAGAACCAUCAAAAUCGUUUGAUGAAGUAACACCAUCAACAAAUGAUAGUAAAAAAGAUUAUGGAACAAAUAAAUGUAUGCAAAUUCUGUGCACUCGUACACUUUUAUGUAGUGCUAUUUAUUUUGCAUUGGCUUAUUUUAUUCAAGGAAUAACAGAUAUUGCAUCUGGAUUUGUUAAUUUACCAUUACAAACUAUCUUAAAAGAUAAACUUAAUCUUUCACCAUCACAAAUGGGUACUUUUUUCUUUACCUGUACCGUAACUUGGUCUAUAAAACCGCUCUAUGGAAUUCUGAGUGAUUUUGUACCAAUAUGUGGUUAUCAUCGACUUAUAUAUCUUCUAAUGACAACGGCACUUAAUUUAUGUGCAUGGAUUGCUCUUUAUUUUGUUCCAACAGAAUACAAUUAUUUAUUAACUUUCUGUGUUUUAGCAGCAUUUUCACUUGCAUUUAAUGAUGUUUUAAUUGAUGCACUAAUGAUUUCAAUUGGUCGUCCAUUAGCAUUAAUCGGUAUAUUACAAGGUAUUCAACAAACAUCAGCUAAACUUGCAUCAACUAUUUCACAAAUACCAGCUGGUAUUCUUGCAACAAGUACAACAUCAUUUCAAAUUAAUCAAACAUUAAAUAAUAGUACAUUAAAAUAUUUUAAUAAAAAUAUAAAUACAAAUAAAUAUAUUUUUUUAAUAUCAUCAAUAUGUCCAAUAAUAUUAUUUUUUGCAACAUUAAUUACAGUACGUGAACGUCGUCGAAAAUUAAAUAAAAAUAAUUUUUCUCAAACAUGGUCAAUAUUAUUAGGAAUAUUUCAAUAUAAAAGAUUUUGGAUUAUAUCUAUAUUUCUUUUUAUUUAUUCAGCAUCACCACAAAUUAAAACAGCAUUAUUUUAUUAUCAACGUGAUAAACUUCAUUUUAAUCCAUUUUAUGUUUCAAUAUUAAAUACAAUAUAUAAUGGUUGUGGUAUAUUUUCGGCAUUAAUUUAUUUAUCAAUAUUUUCACAUUAUCCAACUAAACGUGUACUUCGUAUAGCAAUUAUUAUGAGAAUAUUUGCUAUUGCAUCUUAUUUAUUUGCAAUAGAUAAAUUAACAUCAAUAUUUGUUGCUAUUAUUACAGGUUUUUGUUCUGAAAUAACAAAUUUAGCAUUACUUAAUUUAGCUGCUAAAUCUUGUCCAAAAAAUAUUGAAGGUACUUUAUUUGCAUUAUUUGUUUCAUGUGUUAAUUUUGGAGCAGCAACUGGCGAUUGGCUUGGUUCAUAUAUAUAUGAAUAUUUUAAUUUUAAUGCUCUUAUUAUAAUAGCUAUUGUUUGGAUUGGUACAACUAUGUUAGCAACAUGUCAUAUUGGUGAACAUGGUAUUAAAUCAACAUUAGAUGAUGAUGAUGAUGAUGAUGAAAGUGAUGAUAAAUAUCAUUAUUAUGAUGAUUUAAAAAAACAAAUACAAACAAUUGAUAAUGAAGAUUCAGACGAUAAAGAAACAAAUAGUUCGUCUGGAUAA